GCUUUCUGCAAGCCACUUUAUCUUUCUACUCUUGCCAUGUCUGACGUAGUUUGGCGACCAGAAGAUGAUUCGAAGAUCAGACCACCACUUCAGGAGGGCCAGGUAUACAGGCCAGACAUACUGAACGUAAUCGAAACGACCCUUGAUGGACUGAGCGGGGAGCUGAGGGCUUUAAGUCUCGAUAUUCAUGACCAUCCAGAGCUGAAGUUCGAAGAAAAAUAUGCCCAUGACGCAUACACUGCGUUCAUGGAAAAACACGAUUUCACAGUGACCAAGAACUAUCUUCUUGAGACUGCCUGGGUGGCUACCUACACCCAUGGUCAGGGAGGGCGCAUUUUGGGAGUCAACUCUGAGAUGGAUGCACUCCCUGGAAUCGGGCAUGCUUGCGGACAUAAUCUUAUUGGGAUAUCCGGAGUAGCGGUAGCUCUUGCAGCUAAGGCCGCUAUGGAGAGGCUAAACAUCGAUGGAAAGGUAGUUCUGCUCGGCACACCUGCCGAGGAAGGCGGUUUUGGCAAGGUCAUACUAUAUGAAAAGGGUGCUUAUGAUGAGAUGGAUGUGUGCUUGAUGUGCCAUCCCGCACCUGGCCCCCGCCACUCCAUUAGUUUGUCUGGCUGCUUGGCGAUCUCUCGCGUCACGGUGGAGUAUCACGGCCAUACUGCUCACGCUGGGUUAAGCCCCUGGGAGGGACAAAAUGCUUUGGAUGCGGCCGUCCUUGCUUAUAACAACGUUUCUCUUCUUCGUCAGCAGAUCAAGCCUACUCACCGUGUGCACGGUAUAUUCGAAGGAAAGGAUUGGGCUCCAAACAUCAUCCCGGACCACGCUAUAAUGCAGUGGUUAGUCCGUGCUCCUACAACAUCAGAGAUGGAAGAUACCAGGAAGCGUGUCAUUUCCUGCUUCGAGGCAGCUGCACUGGCAACUGGAUGCAAAGUUCAAGUCACAAUCGGAUCGGUAGGAAACGAAAUCAGGCAAAACAAAGCACUUGGCGAUGAACUUGCUGAUGUUGUUCUGAAACGCUAUGGUGCUAUCGAUUACGACUGGGGUAUCAAGAGCGCUUCUACUGAUUUCGGGAACAUUACAUACUUGAUGCCUGGUCUUCACCCUGGUUUUUCCAUCCCGACCAUCCCAGAUGGCGGGAACCAUACUACAGGAUUCACGGAAGCCGCACGUUCCGAAGUAUCUCAUGACGCCUGUUUGGUGGUUUCGAAAGCACUCGCGGCCGUAGGCAUGCGAGUCUUGACUGACGAGGCGUUCCUCCAGAAAGUCAAGGACACAUUUGAGGAAGAUAAAAAAUUAAGAAUGUAAUUACUACCCUUUCAUGCGCGCAGAAGAAUUUACAUAUGUCAGAGUCAAACUUGUAUUCAGUGUGUUAUCCAGUAUUCUGUUAACCUCGUCUCGAA
Molecule: messenger RNA, 1397 nt
Organism: Suillus discolor
Lineage: Eukaryota; Fungi; Basidiomycota; Agaricomycetes; Boletales; Suillaceae
Exons: 14
Coding region: 37-1302 (421 amino acids)
Molecular function (GO): dipeptidase activity
Source: RefSeq, a predicted model, not a curated record